Toxoplasma gondii ME49 is the source of this 2110-nucleotide messenger RNA. Its product is annotated as vacuolar atp synthase subunit e, putative. The coding region runs from base 198 to 1235 and encodes 345 amino acids. Gene Ontology annotation, molecular function: proton-transporting ATPase activity, rotational mechanism. Gene Ontology annotation, cellular component: proton-transporting two-sector ATPase complex, catalytic domain. Gene Ontology annotation, biological process: proton transmembrane transport. NCBI's taxonomy places the organism in Eukaryota, Apicomplexa, Conoidasida, Eucoccidiorida, Sarcocystidae. The transcript is spliced from 6 exons. The record is from RefSeq and is a predicted model, not a curated record.
GCAAAUACGGGACUUUUCGAAAUUGAUUUCGACUGAGUUUCUUUGCGUCUUCAAAAGCAAAGGGUCGGGCGGCGACUCCUUGGACUCCCGUCUCCAGACUUUCCAGGCCCAUCGAGAAAGGCGUGUUUUCGAGCAAUAACCGACCCAGACCUCCUUUUGCUUCUUGGCGUUACCCCAGUUUCGUUUCACCUGAAUGUAUGCUUUCCUUCGAGUUUAGUUCUGGCGUGUAUAUGCGAAACAAUUCGUCAGCAGCGCUGCAGGAAACUGGCGUGUGGCACAACGCGUGGCGCGCUCGCAGUAAAUUGCCGACGGCUUUCUUCAUCGACAUUUCUUCAUUUAGUGUAGGUUCGUUCUUUUCUUCGCAUUCUCUGGCGAAUAACACAAGUUCGACACCACCUUUUGUGUGCAAAAAGCGAUUUGUGACGGCGCCGAUAUACCUUCGUUUCCCCCGCUACCACGAAGAAGAAUUCGCAAUCUUUUUUCCGACCCUGUCAAGUUCACCAGCACCCGCCCCCCUCGGCAAAAUGGCGAUGGACGACGCAGAGGCCCAGCGGCAAAUCCAGCAGAUGGUCAAGUUCAUUCUGAACGAGGCCCGCGACAAGGCACAGGAGAUCGAAGCUCGGUCUCUCGAGGACUUCAACAUUGAGAAGCUGAAGUUGGUGCAACAGAUGAAGGACAAGAUUCGCCAGGAGUACGAGAAGAAGGCGAAGAAACUCGAAACCCAGAGAGCCAUCGACCGAUCGACUGCGGUCAACAAAGCUCGCCUGCGCCGAAUCUCUGCUCAGGACCAAGUCCUAUCCGAGGUGUACAGCCAGGCCAUGACGCAGCUUUCCGCUGUUAGCCGCGACCGAGCGAAAUACCAGAAGCUUCUUGAAGACUUGAUUGUCCAGGGUCUUUUGCGCCUUCUCGAGAGCGAAGUUAUCGUUCGCUGCCGCGAGAUGGACAAGGCACUGGUGGAAGCUGUGCUUCCGAACGCGGUGAAGAGAUACAGUGAAAUCAUGCGCACAGAGGCGGGCCUGCACAAGACAGUUACAGCUACUCUCGAUAAAUCGGGUCGAUACCUCCCGCCUCCGCCAUCGGCCGACAAUGAUGGAAUGUCGUGCUGCGGUGGCGUAGUGCUGAUGACUCGUGAUGGCCGCAUCACCUGCGAUAACACCUUCGACGCUCGCUUGCGCAUGGUCAUCGUUGAAUGUGCACCGGCGAUUCGCCAUACCUUAUUCCCGAGCCAUCAAUGAAGGCGGGGAUGUAGCUUCGUUGACUUUUGAAAAGCCGCUUCCCCUGUGGCGUCUGCUUGGGAACUGCGUUCAGUUACAACCUACAACUGUGUGUUUAGGAUGUUUCGGAAGCAACCUCGGGGGGCGGGGGGUGGGGGGGAGGACGAAAACUCGCUCGCAGCGCCGGGACCAUUUUCACCGAGGAGGCUCGUUUUUCAGGAUCUUUCGUGGAAGUUUGCACCUGCCGUGCGUCUCGCCGUUUUAUGUGUCUGUUCGACUUCUUGCAAACACGGCAGGGAAGGGCGGCAGACCAUGUACACGGGCCGACGCUGGGAUUUUCCAGUGUCCGAGAAGGGAGCAUGUUUCUCUAGAACUUUCGGAACCGAGAGUCCGAAAAAGAUACAAAGAAGCCAGAGCGCCUCUCCGUGCGCAAAAAUCGCAUGGAGCUGCGGUGUACGGGGAGAGAGUUGAUAUUAGUGGCUGUUCUGCAGCGACGAACUGAGUACCGGGGGGAGUUGGCCGAACUUCGAAAGGAUGUGACGAGAAGUGGAGUGUGCACAAGCACAAAACGACACUUGUAUAACUUGUGUGUCGUGGGGCAUUCAAACGUAUCCAGGAAGUCCUUUAGGUCGAAGCGUGGAAUGGGGGAACGACGCGAGAGAAAAAGACGGCGGCGUGGACGACGGGGAGACCACCGGUCUUCUCUAAAGGGCGCCCGCGGGGACUACGAAGACGCAACGUUCGUUUUGACUCCACACUGCCUAUUUGAUUCGUUUUACGGGUCGAUACAGCGCGUGUCUUUGAAGCUGUUCCCUGUUCCAGACGUUUUCUAACGGAGUCAUUGGUCCUCUCUGCCGUGGAAACUCGAAACAAAACAUACCCAUAAAACGAGCAGG